Molecule: messenger RNA, 534 nt
Organism: Arabidopsis lyrata subsp. lyrata
Lineage: Eukaryota; Viridiplantae; Streptophyta; Magnoliopsida; Brassicales; Brassicaceae
Product: nucleolin 2
Molecular function (GO): RNA binding
Source: RefSeq, a predicted model, not a curated record
AAGCUAGCAGCAAGGAUUAAAAAAGAAAUAAUAUAAAUACCGUAAAAUAUCUCUUAAGGGUUAUCGCCGGCGCUCUUGUCAACUUAUCCAUGGACGAAAUCGCCAACAAGGGGCUUGAAGUGAAGCGUAGUCGAAAAAUCCGUGACAGUGACAUUGAGAGGAUUAGCGUUACGGGAUAUGACAUUGAGCUUCCUCGUGAACAUGUCGAGAGUGAGUUGAACAAACUUUUCUCUUCAUGUGGAGAGAUCACGGAUGUUCAUAUUCCCGAAACUCGCAAUUCUUCUCUCUGGAGUCAUGCUUUUAUUUAUUUUGUGGGACAAGGCACAGCAGACAAGGCCUUGCAACUCAAUGGAAGUGACAUGGGAGGAUGGACUGUCCAUGCUGAGGCCUAUCCCUUUCUUUCGAAAAAAGACAAUUGCGUUGAGUUAGAGGUUCAAGGAUACGACACUCGCUUAGUGAGUCUGAUAUCAAAUGCGAGUUGAGUAAACUUUUCUCUUCAUGUGGGAAGGUUGGUCAUGUCAUUAUUUGCGAUAG